AUGACAGACAAGACCUAUCCAUCUGAGACAAUCACUGAACAACAGAAGAGCCAGAUUAUUUCCUACUGGGGUUGUCCUUAUGAAGAGUAUGAUGUUGUGACAAAAGACAAUUAUGUCCUCAUAAUUUACAGGAUUCCUCAUGGAAGAGGAUGGCCAAGGAGAACAGCUCUGAAGGCUGUUGUGUAUUUGCAGCAUGUCUUAAUUGCAUCUGCUGGUAACUGGAUUUGCAACCUGCCCAACACGAGCUUGGCUUUCCUUCUGGCAGAUAAUGGUUAUGAUGUGUGGAUGAGGAGCACUCAAAGAAAUACCUGUUCCAGAAAACACUUCAAAUUUUCAGCCAAGUCACCAGAAUUCUGGGCUUUCAGUUUAGAUGAGAUGGAUAAAUAUGACCUUCCAGCCAUAAUCAAUUUUUUUGUAGAGAAAACCAGACAGGAGCGACUCUACUGUGUGGGCCACUCCCAGGGCUCCAGCAUUGCUUAUGUAGCAUUCUCUACAAAUCCAGAGGUGGCUAAAAGGAUCAUGAUACUUUUUGCAUUGGCUCCAGUCAUCACGGUGAAAUAUACUCAAAGUCCUAUGAAAAAAUUAACUCUUUCCAGAAAAGUAGUCAAGGUAUGUGACUUCCCCAAGUUUAAAUCUGUAGUAACUAAAAUUAGCUCUAUUUCCACUGACUUCAAGAGAAGGGGAUCUCACACAAAUAACAUUUUACAAACUUUAACCAACUUGGAAUUACAUCUACAAGUCAACACGUUUGCCACUCUGCAAGAAAAAAAUAUUCAUAUUUACUUGUGGCGUGAUUAUAUGAUUAACCUACAGAUGAGAAAUUAUUUCUUUACUUGGCAGAGUCGCUUGGAUGUGUAUUUGGCACAGAGCCCCACAGGAGCGUCUGUUCAGCACAUGCAGCCCUGGGCCCAGGCUGUUAAUUCUGGUCUGUUCCAAGCUUUUGAUUGGGGGAAACCUGAUCAGAACUUGAUGCAUUUCUGCUGGCUUACACCUCCCUUAUACAAUGUUACUAAGAUAGAAGUUCCAACAGCGGUGUGGACUGGUGGACAGGACCUUGUGGCUGAUCCCAAGGACGUUGAGAAUUUACUCCCUAAAUUACAGCUUGUUUAUUACAAAUUGAUUCCACACCACAAUCACGUGGAUUUUUACCUUGUCAGGAUGCACCCCAGGAAAUUUACUAUGAGCUAA
Equus caballus (horse) is the source of this 1188-nucleotide messenger RNA. Lineage: Eukaryota; Metazoa; Chordata; Mammalia; Perissodactyla; Equidae. The record is from RefSeq and is a predicted model, not a curated record.